Molecule: messenger RNA, 618 nt
Organism: Zychaea mexicana
Lineage: Eukaryota; Fungi; Mucoromycota; Mucoromycetes; Mucorales; Lichtheimiaceae
Product: MIR motif-containing protein
Exons: 3
Source: RefSeq, a predicted model, not a curated record
AUAGGAAGCGGUUCGGGGCAGCAAUCGAUUACAGCUUUCGCCGAAGCAGACGAUAGCAACAGUUUCUGGCUUAUACAGGCCGGUGCAGGCAAGAGAUGCAAGCGAGGUGAGCCGGUACCGUGUGGAUCGAUAGUACGCUUACGCCAUGCCAACACAAAGGCAUAUCUUCACAGCCAUCUCCACUCUUCGCCGUUGUCACGGCAGCAGGAAGUCAGCUGCUAUGAUGGUGAAGAUACUGGCGAUGAUUGGAAGGUGGAAUGUCCAUCAGGAAAAUACUGGACUCGUGAGGAGCCUAUCCAGCUGUCACAUAUGGAUAGCAAGACCUAUCUGACAUCUAGCACUAGCCAUCAAUAUGGACAACCUAUUCCGGGCCAACUGGAAGUAGCAGCUGCAAAAACUUCAUCCAAAUCAACACAUUGGAUAGCACAGGUAAGAAGGGUAUUCUUCGGGCUAGGACGCAAGCCUCAUGGUAGAAACUUACAUAAGAGUUGCUUUUACUUUUGGUUUAAAAAUGUAGGAGGGCAUCUAUUUUGCAGAAAAUACACAGUAGAAGGGAGCAAAAAAAAAUAUAAAAUAGACUUUUCAAAAGAAAGAAGAAUGUGGACGAGUUGUGUGUGA